Penaeus indicus is the source of this 2006-nucleotide messenger RNA. Its product is annotated as serine/threonine-protein kinase Chk2-like. Gene Ontology annotation, biological process: protein phosphorylation. The coding region runs from base 110 to 1543 and encodes 477 amino acids. The transcript is spliced from 10 exons. The record is from RefSeq and is a predicted model, not a curated record. NCBI's taxonomy places the organism in Eukaryota, Metazoa, Arthropoda, Malacostraca, Decapoda, Penaeidae. Gene Ontology annotation, molecular function: ATP binding; protein kinase activity; protein binding.
GCGACCGUGGCGCAAGACGAGGCUGAUGUCGGCCGCGCUUAUUCCCCUUUAUCGCAUCUUCUCCCUAUUUCCGUGAUUCGUUCGUUUGUUUUCUCUUCCGGGAGGCGAGAUGGAACCCUUUCCCAACAGCCAGGCGAGCACACAGGGCUGGCGGGAGACGCAGGAGGUGGCAAGCCAGUCAGAGUACGAAUUGGCUGACAUAGAGAAUGUCUGGGGUCGACUGCUCUCCGUCAGGGAAAAUGUCUCUGUUUAUAACUUAAGCAAAAACUCCUACACUUUCGGUAGAGGAGACGCCGACCACCAGUUCACGAAGGACCAUUUUGACAAUUCACUCCUUCCGGCCAUUUCAAAAAUACACUUUCGCGUGAGUCGUGAGACCAAUAUCAAUGAUGUGGUCCUCCUGGAAGACCUGUCUUGCAAUGGCACUUUUGUCAACAAGAAGCAGGUUGGCAGAGGGAAGAAGGUCGUCCUGCAGAAUAACGACGAGAUCUCCCUCGCACACGCUAAUAAAAAAGUAUUUGUGUUCUACGACUGCCUGCAAAACGACGACAGCAAUUACCCCCCGCAGUUGACGCAGUUGUACACCAUGUCGAAGAAAUUGGGUGAAGGAACUUUCGGGGAAGUCAGAUUGGCAUAUAAGCAGGACACUCUCGAGCGCUGUGCUGUCAAAAUCCUCAGGAAGAAAGGCAGCCAGAUUGUCCUAAAUAAUAUUAACUCAAUCAACAAUGAAAUCAAACUUCUUCAAUCAGUGGACCAUCCGUGCAUUAUCAGGCUACAGGACGUGAUCGACACUCCGGAAAAAAUCUACAUUGUGAUGGAGCUUGCCGAGGGCGGGGAGCUAUUUGACCGGCUGGCCUCCAACCGCAGACUACCCGAGUCGACCGUCAAAUUCUACUUCUACCAAUUGGCACUCGCUGUUCAGUACCUGCACAGGAAGAACAUCACGCACAGGGAUAUUAAGCCAGAAAAUGUCCUGCUUGGCUCAGAUGAGGAAUUCACUCGCAUCAAGCUGACAGACUUUGGCCUGUCCAAGUUUGCAGCAGAUGCCAGCCAGAUGACCACCUUCUGCGGCACCCCAACUUAUAUCGCCCCAGAAUUGCUGGAUUUCGGCCCAUUGUCGUACACCAACCGCGUGGACAUGUGGAGCCUCGGAGUUGUGCUGUUUGUUAGCCUGGCUGGUUACCCCCCCUUCCACGCCGACAACGAUGGCAUGCUGCGCUACCGCAUAAAGAAUGCUGUCUACAACUUCAAUCACAACUGCUGGCAGGAGGUGUCGGAGGAGGCUAAGGACAUGAUUCGCAAGCUCCUGGUUAGCAACCCUGCCGAGAGGCUGGACAUCGAGGGGGCGCUCAGACAUCCUUGGCUACAGGACACGGCCAUGCAGAGAAAGGCCCUGGACCUAAUCAACCAAGACAGCAGGCUCGUGUCGCCCCAGAAGAAGAGAGCGCUAGAAGAUGACGGAGACGAUGAGGGCGUAGACCUAAUAAUGCCUGAUAGUAAAACGCCUAAAAUUCAGUCGCCUACUUUGAACAAGAGAUUUUAAAGUGCUACAGGAUAGUUCUUUGACACUAGGGUUGAUUUUGUAUAUUGGAACGAAGAAAAUGUGUAAUUAGUUUUCACAUAGAGAGCAUUCCACACAGUAAUUGAGUAUAAGUCAGGGCAUCUCUUGUUUUACAGUCAGUUGACACAGGACUGAUUGUGAGCUCUUCAAUAUUCCCUUCCAGAUAUGAUAUUCUGCAAUCAAAUGUAUUAUAUUGUGAUUCUGUUCCAGUAUUGAUAACGGCCUCAAACCCAAGUGGAAGCGAAGUGCGAAGAGAAAGUGCCUACUUGGGGCUGCAGUCAGCUGUGAUCAAAAGAAGUUAUUUCUUUAUUUCUUCCAUCCAUCGCCUUUUCAUUUCACUUCUUUAUCAUUCAUAUUUCUUAUUUAAUGUUAUUUGUUCACACAAACCCCUAUGAUAAGAUGGCAAACCAGUAAAUAAAAUAAAGCUUGAUACUUAUAGUGAUGA